Molecule: messenger RNA, 2384 nt
Organism: Raphanus sativus (radish)
Lineage: Eukaryota; Viridiplantae; Streptophyta; Magnoliopsida; Brassicales; Brassicaceae
Product: putative clathrin assembly protein At2g25430
Exons: 2
Coding region: 269-2182 (637 amino acids)
Biological process (GO): clathrin-dependent endocytosis; clathrin coat assembly; vesicle budding from membrane
Cellular component (GO): clathrin-coated vesicle; clathrin-coated pit
Molecular function (GO): clathrin heavy chain binding; SNARE binding; phosphatidylinositol-4,5-bisphosphate binding
Source: RefSeq, a predicted model, not a curated record
ACUCUUUGUCUUAAAUCCACCUCUUUUCUCUCUUUAGCGACCACCACCACCACAUUUCUCUACUCCUUUCUCCGAAUCUUCUCUACACAGCCUUCGAGAUCUUCUUCUUCUUCCUCCCCCUUCACAGAUCUAAAGAUCGCAAUAACCGAAGAAACAAAUCUCCAAUAAGUACGACUCCGUUUUCAACUCCGACGAAUCUUCCUCCGUAUAUCUUGCAAAGAAACCUCUCCUAAAUCUCCAAUCGAAAACUCAAAUCCGGUUUAGGAGAAUGGCGCCGAGUAUCCGCAAAGCGAUCGGAGCGGUUAAGGACCAAACAAGCAUCGGGAUCGCGAAAGUAGCGAGCAACGUGGCGCCAGAUCUGGAGGUAGCCAUCGUGAAAGCCACGAGCCACGACGACGACCCCGCGAGCGAGAAGUACAUCCGCGAGAUCCUCAGCCUCACCUCCCUCUCCCGCGGCUACAUCCUCGCCUGCGUCACCUCCGUCUCGCGUCGCCUUGGUAAAACUCGCGACUGGGUCGUCGCACUCAAGGCCCUGAUGCUCGUCCACCGCCUCCUCAACGAAGGGGACCCUCUCUUCCAGGAAGAGAUCCUCCACUCCACUAGGCGUGGGACGAGGAUGCUCAACAUGUCCGACUUCCGCGACGAGGCGCACUCGAGCUCGUGGGAUCACUCGGCUUUCGUCAGGACUUACGCUUUUUAUUUAGAUCAGAGGCUUGAGUUGGCUCUGUUUGAGAGGAAGAGUGGUGGUACUGGAAACAGUAGUUAUCAUAGCAAUAACGAUGACCGUUACGGUAGAGGAGGAAGAGAUAACGAUUUUCGAUCUCCGCCUCAGAGAUCUUACGAUUACGAGAAUGCUGGAGUUCCUAAGAGAUCUCGGUCUUACGGAGAUAUGAAUGAGAUGGGAGGAGGGAAAGCCGCCGCAACCGCGGCGACUACGCCGUUACCGGAGAUGACUCCAGAGAGGAUAUUCGGGAAGAUGGGGCAUUUACAGAGGCUGCUUGACCGGUUCUUGACGUUGAGACCGACCGGUUUAGCUAAGAACAGCAGAAUGAUACUGAUCGCGUUGUAUCCCGUCGUGAGGGAGAGUUUUAAGCUUUAUGCCGAUAUCUGCGAGGUGUUGGCUGUAUUGCUUGACAAGUUUUUCGAUAUGGAGUAUGCGGAUUGCGUCAAGGCCUUUGACGCUUACGCGAGCGCGGCGAAACAGAUCGACGAGCUUAUCGCGUUUUAUAAUUGGUGUAAGGAGACUGGCGUGGCGAGGUCGUCUGAGUACCCGGAGGUUCAGAGGAUUACUAGUAAGUUGUUGGAGACGUUGGAAGAGUUUGUUAGAGAUAGGGCGAAGAGAGGGAAGAGUCCUGAGAGGAAAGAGAUCGAAGCUCCUCCUACUCCUCCACCGGUGGAGGAGGAGCCUGAACCUGAUAUGAACGAGAUCAAAGCGCUUCCUCCUCCGGAGAAUUACACUCCUCCUCCUCCGCCGGAGCCUGAACCUGAACCGGCGAAACCGCAGUACACGGAGGAUUUGGUUAACUUGAGGGAAGAUGGAGUCACCGGUGAUGACCAAGGGAACAAGUUUGCGCUCGCGCUAUUCGCGGGUCCCGCUGGAAGUAACGGGAAAUGGGAAGCGUUCCCGUCGGAUAAUGGAGUGACUUCCGCGUGGCAGAAUCCUGCUGCGGAGCCAGGGAAAGCGGAUUGGGAACUGGCAUUGGUUGAAACAGCUAGCAACUUGGAGAAACAGACAGCAGCGUUAGGCGGCGGGUUUGAUUCUCUGCUGCUCAACGGGAUGUACGAUCAAGGAGCGGUUAGGCAGCACGUGAGCACCUCGCAGUUAACAGGUGGCAGCGCGAGCAGCGUAGCGUUACCUCUACCGGGUAAAACCAACACUCAAGUGUUGGCCUUGCCUGCACCAGAUGGAACCGUGGAGAAAGUGAACCAAGACCCGUUCGCAGCUUCGCUGACCAUCCCGCCACCUUCGUACGUGCAAAUGGCUGAGAUGGAGAAGAAGCAGCAUCUGCUGAGCCAAGAGCAGCUGCUGUGGCAGCAGUACCAGCGUGAAGGAAUGAGAGGUCAAGCUAGUUUGGCGAAGAUGAACACUGGUCCAGUUCCGGGUGGAAUGCCUUACGGAAUGCCACCUGUCAAUGGGAUGGGACCAGCACCGACGGGGUAUUACUACAACAAUCCUUACUGAUUCAUUCUAUUUGUUAUUUGCUCCACCCGUGUUAUUGUGUAUGUGUAGAUGACUCGUCUGUUUGUUCUAUUUGUUCACCUUCGAUCUCGUGUGUUUUUUUGAAAUCUCUCGUGUUUCUUGCUCGAGUUUGAAUUUAUAGUUUGUGUACACUUUAUUGAGAAUCUUGGUUCCAUUUUGUAUAACACAUUUUUAAUAUCUCUAA